AUGCGCAUCUUUGCCCCGAGUAAGGCCCUGCAGUGUGCCGAGGUCACCCGCGAUUUUGCGCGCUGCCUCGUCGCCACCGCCGCGCCGCCGCCCGCCCCGCACGCCCCCGGCGCCGCCGCGCCGCCGCCGCCACCCUCGCCCGCGGCGCCGCCAGAUGGGGUGGUGGCCGGCUUUGUGGUCGGCUGGCUGGUGGCGGGAGAGCUUCAGGUGCUCGAGCUGGCGGUCCACCCAGAUCACAGGCGCAAGGGGCUGGGCGCGGCGCUGCUCGCGCGCCUGAUGGCGGACUGCGGCUGCGACGCGUCUGCGCCGGCGACGCUGGAGGUGCGCGCGGGCAACGCGGCGGCGCUGGCGCUGUACACGCGGCUGGGGUUCGUCGAGGCCGGGCGGCGGCGGCGGUACUAUGCUGACGAAUCCGACGCGGUGCUGAUGACGCGGCCGCCGGGGCCGCUCGCGCCACCGCUGGGCGCAUGA
Monoraphidium neglectum is the source of this 471-nucleotide messenger RNA. Its product is annotated as ribosomal-protein-alanineN-acetyltransferase. Lineage: Eukaryota; Viridiplantae; Chlorophyta; Chlorophyceae; Sphaeropleales; Selenastraceae. The record is from RefSeq and is a predicted model, not a curated record. Gene Ontology annotation, molecular function: acyltransferase activity, transferring groups other than amino-acyl groups. The transcript has 3 exons. Bases 1 to 471 code for a protein of 156 amino acids.